GGAGCCGGGCUGAGCCGCCGCCGCCGCCGUCGUCGCCGAGCGCGCCGCAGCCGCGGGCCGCGGAGGUUAAGCCCGUCCACAGUGAUGGCCACAGCCUUACCCAGGACCCUGGGGGAGCUGCAGCUGUACAGAAUAUUGCAGAAAGCCAACCUGCUUUCUUAUUUCGAUGCCUUUAUCCAACAAGGUGGCGAUGAUGUCCAGCAACUUUGUGAAGCUGGAGAAGAGGAAUUUUUGGAAAUCAUGGCACUCGUGGGCAUGGCGAGCAAGCCCCUUCACGUUAGAAGGCUGCAGAAGGCUUUGAGAGACUGGGUGACGAACCCUGGCCUUUUCAACCAGCCACUGACUUCCCUUCCCGUCAGCAGCAUACCCAUCUAUAAAUUACCAGAGGGAUCCCCAACGUGGCUGGGGAUAUCCUGUAAUAGUUACGAGAGGAAUAGUGGUCCGAGGGAACCGCAUUUAAAAAUCCCCAAGUGUGCCGCCACCACGUGCGUGCAGAGCUUGGGUCAGAGCAAGUCAGAGGUGGGAGGGUUAGCGCUGCAGAGCGUCAGCGAGUCCAGACUCUGGCAAGGACACCACGCCACGGAGAGUGAGCACAGCCUGUCCCCAGCGGACCUGGGCUCCCCGGCCUCCCCGAAGGAAAGCAGCGAGGCCCUGGAUGCGGCCGCUGCGCUCUCUGUGGCUGAGUGUGUGGAGCGGAUGGCCUCCACGCUGCCCAAAAGUGACUUGAACGAGGUGAAGGAGCUGCUCAAGAACAAUAAGAAGUUGGCCAAAAUGAUUGGUCACAUCUUUGAGAUGAGUGACGACGAUCCACACAAAGAGGAGGAGAUUCGGAAGUACAGCGCCAUCUAUGGCCGGUUUGACUCCAAGAGAAAGGACGGUAAACACCUCACAUUGCAUGAGCUGACCGUUAACGAAGCGGCCGCCCAGCUCUGUGUGAAGGACAAUGCCCUGCUGACGAGGAGAGAUGAGCUGUUUGCCCUGGCCAGGCAGGUCUCUCGAGAAGUCACCUACAAGUACACUUACAGGACCACCAGGUUAAAAUGUGGUGAAAGAGAUGAAUUGUCUCCAAAGAGAAUUAAAGUGGAGGACGGCUUUCCAGACUUCCAGGAGUCGGUGCACACGCUCUUCCAGCAGGCCAGAGCCAAGAGCGAGGAGCUUGCAGCACUCAAUUCCCAGCAGGCUGAGAAGGGGAUGGCGAAGCAGAUGGAGCUGCUGUGUGCCCAGGCCAGCUACGAGAGGCUGCAGCAGGAGAGGAGGCUGACAGCUGGGCUCUACAGGCAGAGCUCCGGAGAGCACAGCCCGGACGGCCUGCCUUCCGAUGGCUCUGACGGACAAGGAGAACGACCUUUGAAUCUCCGAAUGCCUGAUGUACAGAACAGACAGCCCCAUCAUUUUGUGGUCGAUGGGGAGCUGAGCAGACUUUACCCCAGUGAGGCCAAGUCCCACUCAUCAGAGAGCCUUGGGAUCUUAAAAGACUACCCUCACUCUGCUUUUACCUUGGAAAAGAAAGUUAUUAAAACAGAGCCUGAAGACUCAAGAUAGCUGAGAUUCUCCCACCGUUCUCUGGAAAUGGCACCAGAUUCAAGGAUAAUGCUCCAUCAUAGAAUAAGCCUUAAUAACCAGUGUUGCCUCAUUCAGCUCAAACAGAUCAUAGCCAAAGCGUAAGAACUCACACAGUCGUCUGUGGAAACCGGGACAAAGCCGCAGCCCCAGAGGAGGGAAUCAAGAGAGCGUUGCAAUGUAACAAACACUGACCAUUCCCUUCCUGUGUACGGUGUUCAUGUGGAAAGGCUCAAUAUUGUAGGCAUUCACUAUUUAAGAAUGUACAAUGUGUCUGUGUAAUUUAUAGAAGCAAAUCUAGGUGUUGAGACCUUCUGGUCUAAUAGAUGUGGAUACCAUUCUUUUUACUUGAAAUUUUGUUGUCUACUUUAAGUGUAUUUACGGUAAAUGUUACUCAUCAACAUUUAGGACUUUUGCAGUCAUAAAAAGAAAGAUUAAGCGAUGUAGUUAUUAGCACUGUGGCAGCGACUGGAGAAAGAUGGAGGACAAAUAUGCAGUUUACACCAAGGAAAAGACGAUGUACUUAUUACUUGAUUAAAAUUGAUUUUGGUUACUAGGAAAUGUGUAGCCUUCACUAAAUAAUGCCACUUUCAUUGGUUUAAUCAAUGCACAAAUUAAAAAUUGGACUAAUAGUUCUAAGAUGAGGUAGGCUACAUUCAUGACAGCUGCUCAAGAUGUAAGAAAGUGGGACAGAAGCCUUGACACAAAUGGGCUAAUGUGUAAAAGCCUUGACUUAAGCAUUGAUGUUUCAGAGUAUGUUAAGUAAAUUAAGGCACAGUAAGUUAACCCUAAAUGUGAUAAAGAUGAUGAUGACAUGGGUGAAUUGACAUGGAGUGUGUGUUGUUUCUAGUUCUGCUUUAGACCUCGGCUGUAAUAAAUAUUAGUUCCUAAUCUGUUCUGCUGAACUCUAUUGACCAAAGGUUAGAUGAGAUGUCCACACCAGAGUCUCUAAUCACUGUCACAUGGUCACCUCUCAUUCUGACCUGUAGAAGAGUGUUAAAGUAGAAACACCAGUAAACAACUUUUACACCAUCAAAAGGCUUUCUCCCCUUCCUACAGGUUUCUGUUGGAACACGGCAUUUUUGCCUGUUAAGAAGUAUCUUAGGGACCUUGACCCCUGUUGCUACCUUGGUGUUGACUAUUGUGGUUUCACAGUGUGCUGUGAAGUAGAGCUAGGUGAUACCAUUUAAAUAGAACAUUCCGUUUAUAAUAUUAGCCACAGCACUGGUCAGUAUCCGGUACUUUCAUGGACCAUUUCCUGUAUUCUGUAAUCUAUUUUGAGAAAUUUUUGUGGUCCUUUUUUUAAAAAAUUGUGUCUUACAGUUCAGGUUUGUAGAUUUUAACAUGCAAGUUUUAAAAGAUGCGGUGAUCUUCCAGCUGGUGUUUGUCUGUCUUUCCUGGACCUAGAACCUGCAUCUUUAAAUCUAGAAGUUAGUUUCCUUAAGUAACCAACUUUUCUGACUUCCAAGCUUAGAGAUAAAGAAGCACAAAAAAAUUUCAGUAGAAUACAGUUUUUAUUUUGUAAACACUAAUGUAUUAAACUUGCUAUACAUUAAAGCAAAUAAUAUAUAUUUUUAUUUGAAUGGUAUAUAUAAAUUAGAUGUUAUAACUAGUGAAUUUUUUUUUCAUUUUGUUUAAGAUAUUUUCACUGAAAAGGGUCAAUUGGUUACCUCAGUAUUACAGCCAAUAUCAUCCAAGGGACCAUGUCUCCCCAGGUGUGUGUUAUCUAUCCUUUGUUGUGUGAAUUCUGUUAAGAUGAUGAGUGCACUUGCUUCCUGUGGCAAUAAAGAAUUUCUGUGCCUCAUGGACCGAUGCUGAGAGUC
Molecule: messenger RNA, 3383 nt
Organism: Peromyscus eremicus (cactus mouse)
Lineage: Eukaryota; Metazoa; Chordata; Mammalia; Rodentia; Cricetidae
Gene: Nab1
Product: NGFI-A binding protein 1
Exons: 8
Coding region: 85-1542 (485 amino acids)
Biological process (GO): negative regulation of DNA-templated transcription
Cellular component (GO): nucleus
Molecular function (GO): transcription coregulator activity; transcription factor binding
Source: RefSeq, a predicted model, not a curated record